GCGGGGACAAGAGCGCGGGGACGGAAAUAGGCGGCACUAAGACCACGAAACUAAACGUUGUGACUUGGGAGCAAGGCAAGAAUGGGAGCUUCGGAAACUUAUUGUUAUUGAGGGCGCAGGCAGCUCGUGGAGAGGACAGCGCGCUUCCUGCCUCACUCGCAAUGACCAAAAUGCGCAUGAAGACACAGUCAAGACAAAGCCGAUAUCCCAGUCCCCAAGUGGCGACGCAUUAAAUCCGCAGGGCUGCUGCACAGUUCACCCGGAGUGGAAAGCCUGGCCAAGGCGCAUCUGUUGAGGGAGCGCAACUCUGAUGCACAACUUUGAGCAUCCAGGACUGGAUUAAAGCUCGUGUGGGAUCUGACAGAGCAGAUGAGCGACGCGGUGAUAUCAAGGGCGAAACUGCGUCCAGCGCCUGGGGACAGCUGGUCAUGCCUUUCUGCCUUCUUUCUUUUGAAUCUGUCCUGAUUUAUUUAUUUAUUUUUUUUAGUAAAGAGACAUGCGUCGUGAUCAGGCAGGUCUGAGUUCAUGUUUAGUUACCUGUACGCGCUGUACUGACUGACAUGCACUAACGACACCUGCGGAGGGAGACGAUCCGUAUGGUAACACACACGCUAGCAUGUCUGCACUUCGGAAAAAAUUUGGUGACGACUACCAGAUAGUGACCACUUCAUCCAGCGGCUCGGGCUUCGGCCAGGCCGCUCCGGAGCGGAAGCGGAAACGGCAGCGCUUCGUGGAUAAGAACGGCCGCUGUAACGUCCAACACGGUAACCUGGGCGGAGAAACCAGUCGCUACCUGUCCGACUUGUUCACCACUCUAGUGGACCUGAAAUGGCGCUGGAAUCUGUUCAUAUUCAUCCUGACCUACACGGUGGCGUGGCUCUUCAUGGCCUCCAUGUGGUGGCUGAUCGCGUACGCGCGCGGAGACCUGAGCCGAGCGCACGACGACAAGUACACACCGUGUGUGGCCAACGUGUACAACUUCCCCUCAGCCUUCCUCUUCUUCAUAGAGACCGAGGCCACUAUCGGCUACGGCUACAGGUACAUAACGGACAAGUGUCCCGAGGGCAUCAUUCUGUUCCUCUUUCAGUCCAUCCUCGGCUCCAUCGUGGACGCAUUUUUAAUAGGCUGCAUGUUCAUUAAGAUGUCCCAGCCCAAGAAAAGGGCCGAGACGCUGAUGUUCAGCGAGCACGCAGCCAUCUCCAUGCGGGACGGAAAACUCACGCUCAUGUUCAGGGUCGGAAACCUGCGCAACAGCCACAUGGUCUCAGCGCAGAUCCGCUGCAAACUGCUUAAAUCUCGACAGACCCCUGAAGGUGAGUUCCUCCCUCUAGAUCAGCUGGAGCUAGAUGUGGGUUUCAGCACUGGGGCAGAUCAGCUCUUCUUGGUGUCUCCCCUCACCAUUUGUCAUGUGAUUGACAGUAAAAGUCCCUUUUAUGAGCUCUCCCAGCGCUCCAUGCAGACCGAGCAGUUUGAAAUUGUGGUGAUCCUGGAAGGAAUUGUGGAAACCACAGGCAUGACUUGCCAAGCGAGGACGUCGUACACGGAAGAUGAGGUGUUAUGGGGCCAUCGGUUCUUCCCUGUCAUCUCUCUGGAGGAGGGAUUCUUCAAGGUGGACUACUCUCAGUUCCAUGCCACGUUUGAGGUCCCCACGCCACCCUACAGUGUAAAAGAGCAGGACGAGGCACUGCUCAUGUCCUCGCCGCUCACAGCUCCAUCGUUAUGUAACAGUGGUGAGAAGAACAACUCUCUGGACUGUCUGGAGCUUUUGGAGGAUGCAGAGACAACCACCAAGCUCCCAGCUAAGCUGCAGAAGAUGACGGGACGUGACGGGCUGCCAAGGAAGCUGCUCCGAAUGAGUUCCACUACAUCAGAGAUGACCUACAGCCUGGGAGACCUGUCCACAAAGCUGCAGCGCAUCAGCUCCGUGCCAGGUGUCUCUGAAGAAAAGAAUGUAUCCAAGAGCUCCAAAAUAAAUGCAGAGCCCAUCAGCCAAUCAGUGGCGGAUUUGCCUCCCAAACUACAGCGAUUGGCAGGGGGAGGGGGCGGAGGACGCAUGGACGGACACUUGCCACCCAAAUUACGAAAGAUGAACUCGGACCGCUUCACGUAAAUGACAUAAGCAACCACUCACAUGUACUAUACUUCUCCCUUAGGCUUGCUAGCAUGGACAGAAUCUUACGCCUAGCAUACCUAUAAAUGAGGACGACUUUAAUAAAGCACAUUUGUGGAGAUUUGUGGGUAGACAUGCAGCGAGCAAAUUCUUUCAGGUUGUGAUUUUUAAGCACAAUCUGGCAUGUAUGAAACACUAAGUGCAUGUUAAUGCAGUUUUUUGCUGUCAGGCAUGUUUUAUUUAGGCACGUUUAUUUGAAGAGUGAAUAAAAUUUGCCAAGACAAGCUGGUGAUCUGAACAUCAAGCCAUAUGAUUGGACAAUUCCUCAUACAUGCCUGAUGUUUAUUAAUUUUAUUUGUUCUUUUGUUGUCUAGUGUAAAAGUGUUUCUUAGAUUAUGUUAAAAUGCAUGUUUACUUGGAGAGGUAAUGUACUCUAAUGUUAGCCUUGAAUAUAUUACCUUCUUUCAUUUUUCUCAGCUUGUCCAUAGUUGUUUUCAAGAUUUUAAGAGACAGGGUAAGCUCCAUACUUCUACAAAAUGGGUUCAAGGGCAGUUCAUCAAAACAAUUUUAUAGAAGGAAAAUUAUGUAAGCUAAGUGGAUCUUAAUGGUUUUUAGAACUAUCAGCCCUGCAUUAAAGAAAAAAAAAAAUGAAAUUCCCAAAGUCAUUAUAAAUCCCUGAGCUCGUUUAGAGUCUGGAUAAAAAUCACUGCACUAGUAUCAAUGCAUUAUCCCCUCUGCCUAAAUUAAGCAAUAACUAAAUGCUGUACAAACACUGACCUCCGUGUAGCUACUUUGAAUAAUAUGUCUAUUGUAUUGACCUCUGAGACACAUGAACAUGGAUAAUUUGAGCUCCUGUACAUUCCAGUACAUGCCUUUUGUAGUAGACUGUUUGACAAGAACUAUAAUUAGUUUUUCAGCUUUACUUCAGCUUUUAAUUCAUUUUGACAGUUUACACAUAUUGUAGUCUAAUUAUAAUGAGACUGUUGUAUAAUUAUAUAACCAAAUACCAUCAAAAAUGAAGAUAUGGUUCAAUGUUUAAUCUUUGAAAUAAGCAUCAACUCACAUUUACUACCUAACCACAAAGUUAAUUCCCUCUCUCACUGCUUGGUUGACUGGCAAGGUAGAUUCAUGCAUGCAAGUGCCUGAUCCGCUGAAGUGGUGUCUAAAUCUUGUUAAUGCACCCUGACUGAGCAGCGCUCUCUCCCCUGAGCCUCUGUCUUUAUCACCAUGGAGAUCUCGGCACCUACUGCCAUUUACUGUCCCACUAUCAGCCUCACGGUGAGGAAAUGAUAGUGGAGAUGGCCUUGUGUUAUAGAAUAGAAGCUUUUACUCUGCAUCCAACAGAACACAGUGGCAAUAUCACCAUGCACGACCUGUAGAAGGAAAGCUGCUAUAGGUGGUGGAUAUCCCACUGUACCACUAACUGGGCUGCACCCUUUAUUAGCAUAAAGCACAAAGGUCUUGCUUUGUAACUUUAUAUGACUUCUGUCUCACUCUCUUUGUGUUUGGUAAGUCACAAUAAUAAGAGGGAAUGCACAAUUAUUUUCAUACCUUUUUGCCUGUUAACCAGAUCAAUUUAAAAUGGAACCAAGGCAAUGGAACUAAUCACCAAAUGUCAGGACUGCAUCUUGAGUCUUUUUUGUGUUGCUAAAAUGAUGUGAUAAUCAAGAACAUAAGUGUGGAAAAUGCCUGUUAUUUAUUGAGGAAGUCAGUGUCACAGUUUCCUAGAUUACCUCAGUUAUUAUCAUAUACAUAAAAUCUUAAGUCUCAGUUUAUUUAUGUCAAGUCUUAAAUAUACUGUAUAAGACCCAAUAAACCUUUCUACAUAUUUUGUUAGUAAAGUAAGCUUUCAUGUGUUCUUUAUAUCAUCCUAAAUAUACUGAGGGAUAAGCAUAAACCCUUAGGAAUUGCAUACAUAUGACGUAGUUGACCUUAGGAUACACAUAUAGGCAUAUCCAAUCUUUCCUGUGGUGCACUGUAAAAUAGGCUAAUGACAGCACACAAGCACGGCACAAUAAACUCUGAAGUAUUAUACAAUUAAGGUUAUCUGGUAUCAGUAUAGCAAAAAGAAAUUCUUAACUGUAUUGAUGAUAC
Messenger RNA from Pangasianodon hypophthalmus (striped catfish), 4204 nucleotides. It is a transcript of the gene kcnj3a, whose product is annotated as potassium inwardly rectifying channel subfamily J member 3a. The coding region runs from base 617 to 2110 and encodes 497 amino acids. Lineage: Eukaryota; Metazoa; Chordata; Actinopteri; Siluriformes; Pangasiidae. The record is from RefSeq and is a predicted model, not a curated record. Gene Ontology annotation, molecular function: G-protein activated inward rectifier potassium channel activity. Gene Ontology annotation, cellular component: plasma membrane. Gene Ontology annotation, biological process: regulation of monoatomic ion transmembrane transport; potassium ion import across plasma membrane. The transcript is spliced from 4 exons.